This is a messenger RNA of Bursaphelenchus okinawaensis, 1383 nucleotides long. The record is from the annotation of a GenBank genome assembly. Lineage: Eukaryota; Metazoa; Nematoda; Chromadorea; Rhabditida; Aphelenchoididae.
AUGAGUGUGGCCACAGAACACGGUGAGAGACAGCCAGUUCAGAGUAUGUUGUUUUAUGUAUGUUAUCUUACUUUGCCUUUACAGUAGUUUUAAUUUAGGAAUGUUACUUAAGGUAAUAAACUUUUGGUCGUAACUUUGUUGUUUACAGUAAGAUCUUGUUGACAGAAUGUUAUGAUGCUUUUGCUCAGUGUCAGUUUUGUAAUAAUAAUAUUGGAGUUAUUGACAGUCGAAGAGUAUUUUUACAAAGAUGGUUACUGUUUGCUUAGUGUAAUAUGUUGUUUGAGACUGCAAAUUUUGAAGAAAUACAAUCUCUGGUUUUGCGACAAUAUUAGUUUCAAUAAGUUGACUUUAAAAUUGAUAAGAUUUGCGAAAAAUUUUGUUUUUGAUUUGUAUUUUAAAGUACAAUAAUAUAAUGUUACAUUACAUUAUUGUACAUUAUUUUGUAAAAGUUCGUGAUUUAUAAAAUCAAAGUAGAUAACCCUGUCUGUCUUAUUAAUAUUGUAUUUUUGACUUAAUUGUAUCGUAUAACCAUACCCAAUUUUAAAAGACAUUAGAAUUACAGAACACUAACCUUAUAGUAGACCACCGUUAUAAAAACCUGAUUUCAGAUGUAAAUUCCUUCGUUUUUAUCAGCGGAAACGAGAACAAGGUCCGUGAUGCGAUUGCCAUUCUAGGACAACAUGUUUCGCUUGCAAUCCGACCGGUCGAUCUGAUGGAGAUCCAAGGAAAGCCUUCAGAAGUCGCGUUCCACAAGUGUUCGGAAGCGAUGAAGCUGACUGGAGGGAACGUGAUCGUCGAGGACACGGGUCAGUCGCUUACUUUACACCGUUUCAUUUCUUUUCGCCGUUCCAAAGGUUAAUAUUUCAGCGUUGUGCCUGGAGGCGUUGGGUGGAAUGCCAGGACCUUACAUCAAAUGGUUUGUCAACUCUCUCAACGCCAAUGGCAUCUACAAGAUGCUACUCGGGUUCGACUCCUUCAAUGCUACAAUAAUUUCUACAGUAGCUGUGGGACUGCGGAAUGCGGAAGGAAAGGACGAAAUAAUGCUGUUCGAGGUACAUUUCAAUAUAAAGAACGUUACACACCUACUAUAACAUAAGCUACAAGUGAAACGAUAAGCUUUUAAACUAUUUUUAUCGUUUGUCGCCUAUAUUAAUAUAAAAAAGGUGGCUAAAGUUCAACUUGAACGUUUAGGGCCGAACGGAAGGCCGGAUCGUGAAGCCGCGAGGAAGUUGGGGCGAGCGGAACGGCUACGAUCCAUGCUUUGAACCGAACGAUCAGUCACAGACCUACAGCCAAAUGGACCCCGAGACGAGAACAUUACACUCUGCACGGCAGAAGGCUCUCCGAAAGGUUUUGCAUCACUUACAGAAGAAGAUAAACUAA